GCGGCCGCAGGAUCGCCGCCCGGCGCGGAUCCUGUGACACCUCCCAGCGCGCGCACUUGUUGCUCCCGGGACCUGCCGCCCAUCCUCGAGCCCACCUUGUCCGCCUCGUCCUCUGCCCUCUCCUGGCUUCUCUCUUUCCGUGCGAUCGCCCGGAACAUCGAUCCCUCAGGCACUGCUGUCACCGGCUGGGGAAAUAGAUUAAAGAAACUAGAAAAAUAAACGCCCUCCGUAGGCCACCCCCGCCUUCCCCGGGCAGCAGCAGCAGCAGCAGCAGCGGCAGGAGCGCUGGCCCGGGCGCCGCAGAGGUGGCGCCUCCCCGGCCCGGGACGCUGGCCCCGGGCGCCGACGGCAUGACGGACGCGGCGACGGCUAACGGGGACGACCGGGACCCCGAGAUCGAGCUCUUCGUGAAGGCUGGAAUCGAUGGGGAAAGCAUUGGCAACUGUCCCUUCUCUCAGCGUCUCUUUAUGAUCCUCUGGCUGAAAGGAGUUGUGUUCAAUGUCACCACGGUGGAUCUGAAAAGAAAGCCAGCUGACCUGCACAACCUUGCCCCUGGUACCCAUCCACCCUUCCUGACGUUCAACGGGGAUGUGAAGACAGACGUCAAUAAGAUUGAGGAGUUCCUGGAGGAGACUUUGACCCCUGAAAAGUACCCCAGACUGGCUGCGAAACAUCGGGAGUCCAACACGGCAGGCAUCGACAUCUUUGCCAAGUUCUCUGCCUACAUCAAAAACACGAAGCAGCAGAGCAACGCUGCCCUUGAGCGAGGCCUGACCAAGGCUCUGAAGAAGCUGGACGACUACCUGAACACCCCCCUGCCGGAGGAGAUCGAUGCUGACACUCGUGGGGAUGAUGAAAAGGGCUCCCGGCGCAAGUUCCUGGAUGGGGACGAGCUGACCCUGGCCGACUGCAACCUGUUGCCCAAGCUCCAUGUGGUCAAGAUUGUGGCCAAGAAGUACCGCAACUACGAUUUCCCGGCUGAGAUGACGGGUCUGUGGCGGUACCUCAAGAACGCCUACGCCCGGGAUGAGUUCACCAACACCUGCGCGGCCGACAGCGAGAUCGAGCUGGCCUACGCGGACGUGGCCAAGCGCCUCAGCCGAUCCUGAGCUUGGCCGUCUCGCCCCAUCGCCGCUGCAGAAGGACUCCACCGUCGCCCCCAAGGACUCCGGCUUCACACACUCCUCUUCCACGCCUCCUCUGGAAACUUCUGUCUCCAUCAGGCCACGUCUCGCUGGCAUCCUUGGAACCCCCAGCCUGCUGGCGUUGACCAGAGUCAGCGCCAGCCCCCUCUGGUCAGGCAGGAAUCCCGCAAGCAGAAAUGAGAGAAACGGUCAAGCUGUCAGCCUUUCCGACCUGGACUGGGUUCCGUGUGUUUGGGGUUGGUGCCUGGGGAGCCCUGUCUGUGGGAUUGUCACUGGCCCCUUUUGCCAAUAUUGAAAUAUCUUCUCAGAUGCAUUAGAAUUCUGCAACACGCUGUUCUUGUCCACCCUUCUCUGUCAGUAACUCCAAGGCCAAACGCCGUCUUAGUUCUUAUUAGAAAGAGGUGCACAGCUGUGUUAGGGGAGACAGAGAGUGGAUGGGGCAGACGUGGGUCUGGGCACCUGGCAGACACACCUCCAGUCACGCACCACUUUCCGGCACUUUUGUCACUUCGGGCACUGAAGGCCAGAUUGGAAAACUAUCUCAGACAGUCUCAGUGUUCUGCAGUGCUGGGCACAGUCUGAUGUGAUCACAUACCUGGCUUGAUGCUGAUUUGUCUAGGCCUUGCCAGGAAGGGAAAUUGGCAUGCCAUUCCAAACUGGGGUGACUGGGAAGGGGAGGGGAGGGGUGGAGUGUUGAUGCCAAAAGGCCCAUGGGGUCUACCAGCCAUGGGGUUUGCUUGCUUAUGGGAGUGGUUUCAUUGGGGAUUACAUGCCUGGGUUUGACUAUGUUUAUCCACAAUUGAAUUUUGGUCUCUGAGAAAGCAGAUGGGAGUAGGGGGUGGGGUGGGGGGAUGGAUGCACGAGGCUAAGAAGAACUUUGUAUGAGGCUCAGUGUUCCCUGGGAAUCUUCUAGAUGGAUCUUUUCUCUUACGAUCUAAGUCUCAAAACAGUGAUGUCACGUAGCUGCCAUCUUCAUAGCAAAAUACGAACAACUGACCAAAAAUGACUCUCCAGUUUCUUCAAGUUGUUCCUGGAUGUGGGUCUGUGAGCCGGGUGCUCUCUGAUUCAGCUGCAGCCUCUGAUGCACGAGAGAUACAUUUAGGAGGUGGCUUGAUCGUGGAACCUUAGGAAGAAAGUCCAUGGGCCUUUCUGAUUGGGAAACCAUGUGGUUUAAACUCGAAGAGAAAAUACACGUGCAUCUGGGUAAAUUUUCCUACCGUCUGAUUCAAAUGCCUGAUGAAAAAGAGGAAGCUGUUUUUUAGCUAAUAUUUCACUCUGUAGUCAUUCUCCUUGAGUUUCACCUCCUUAAAAGCUUACCCUGCCUGAGCAGAGGGAACUGUGCAGAGGAAACGAAGAAAAAUGAACUAGUCAUCAGCUCCCUCUUGCCAUGAAUGCCCUGGGAGAAAGUCCACCCACCGCAGACCCUCACCUUCAACAAUCCUCCCUUCUGUGUUGCCUGUUGAUGGAGGCUGAGGCUCCCAAGUGCCCAAAAGCCCCAGGACUUGGCUCGCUGCUCAGUGAGGGCAGGACAGCAUGGGGCCUUCCUGUAGAAACAUCACGAGGUUCUAACUCAAGCAAUAUCUGGACCUACCUGCCUCCAGGGAUCCCUGGAGAGAAAGGGGACCCAGUGAUCAGAGCAGAGGGGAAGAAGCAGGGGGUCCCCUUUAGCCCAGAGAGGAAGAUGCCAUUUCUCAGUGGGGCAUCUUAUAAGCCUGAGACCUUUCAUUCAAGAGCAGGAAGAAUGGAUUCAUUUCCUCCUCUAAGGGAACCUUUGCAGGACUCCCUGCUAACUUUGUCCCUGGAGAUGUUUGAAAAGGCGAACUAAUGAGGAAACAAUCCUUCUGACAAUAGGGAAAAGCACUAUGCUGGUCUCGUGGGAGAUGAAAGCUUAAAUGAUCCCAAAGGCCUUUUCAUCAGUGUGAAAUUCUGUUGUCCUCAGAGAUCCUUCCCUGAACAUCACAAAAGUACAAUGAUCUAAGAAGCCGUUUACUUUCCUGAGACCCAGAGAGGUGCUGUUCUUAAGGUAUACCUGAGAAGCACAGCCGGUGAGCCACAGUGAAAAUGGCAGGAUGCCCUGGCAGAGACGCUCCCCCAGGUGGAGUAGCUCCCCAGGCAGAGUGCCCCCCACAGAAGAGGUUUUGAAUGCUGAGGACACUGGAUAUUCAGAAUCCAGCAAUUGACAAGUCUUUAAACACAGCCUUUAAAAACAAACAAGCCAAACUAAAUCAAUAUUGUUGGUUCUAGCUGUUCCUUCUCUGGUUGACUUAGUUUUAUAUCAAUAACCGUAUUAGGGCACAGGGGUGGGGUUGGGGCAGUUAGAUGACCCCCACCAUAACCAUUUAACAGGGGGAGGGAGUUAUAGAUGGAUGCAUUUCUUGGUACUCAGCCCAGGGAUAUCUUUUUACUGCAAUAGCAGAUUAUCAUAUGAUGCAACCGACUGUUGAUUUAAAGCUUUAACAUCUAUGAUGAGGUUUAUCAGAGUAUUUUAAAAUAAUGUUGCCUUAUGAUGCUUCUUUUCCAAAGAGAUUUUUCUCCGCAUCCUUCAGUCUCCCUGGGUUUUGGCCAUAACCUUGUCCUGUACACAGCCUUUCGUCUCCCAGCCACAGUGUGGAAAGGUCCUCAGGUGUCCUCAGAAUCAACUCAGGGAGUAUUGAAGGUCUGCAGUUUGACCCUGAACUCCAGAGUGUUGAGAUGGGAAGUGGCCCUUGUUAUUGGUCUGGCAUGCAUAUCAAUACCUCAAAAAGCAUCUCAGUGGCAGUAAGAGGGGAUUUACUUAGGUUGAGAUUCUAUUUUACUCUAGAUUUAUUUCUUUCCUUUGGUUUUCACAUCGCUUUUUUCCCCUUUUUUUGGUGGGUUAGCAUAAUGUGAGGCAGUGGGAGAAAUAAGAAUCACAUUCAGAACAACUGUGUUGAAUUUACCCAUCUUCUCAGUCCUGCCGGCCUCUCAGGUUGCCCUGAGAGUGUAUUGGAUAAGAUUUUAACAGCUAUAAAAGAUGAGCUGGAUCAGUAAAAUCUAGAUUGGUCCAGCAUAGAGUUCCUUCUAUUGCACACCUUCAUUACCUGACACUUCAGAGUUACCAGUAUGAGUAUGGCUGUCUUGUUUUGAACAAACGAUACAGUUACCUGGCACCAAGCUCAUGAGUUGAAAAGUGAAACCCACGCUCCAUUGGGUUAUUUGAUCACAGAUCUCAAACUAGUUUCAUCUUCCCAAGAAAUGAUACUGUCUUCAGUGUUCACUCAUCUUGCUGGUGGGGCCAUAGAAAUGCUUGAUCUUUUCAUUAGAAAGAGGCCAUGCCAAGAAUGAGUUUUCCUGGGCUGAAUUUCCUAGCAUUUGUCAAAUGAAACAAUGGAAGCUCUUCGUAACGCCUGUACCCACUGGCCACUCUGAAGAAAGGCAAGACCAAGCAUCUUAGAAUGGUCGUAGAAUGGAUCACAUCUGGAAUGGACCCUGAAGAUCUAAGAUCCUAGAAAUCAGCAAGGUCUGGACAAACAGAAUGAAAAAGGAGGCAGUGUCAGGAAGAUACAGGUCUCAGUUCAGUUCAGUCGCUCAGUCGUGUCCAGUUUUCCAUCAGGAGAAAACAGUGAGAGUUGGUGUCUGAAAUUAAGUUGGUCUAGGGGCAGGGGACAUCCAGUAGGUAGGUCUGUGGCUCCUAUAUCCAAGGGCCAGGAGGCCGGUUCAGCAGCAGAGGGAACCAAGAUGCUGGUGACUUCUUGGAAUGAGCAGAAUUAACUCAUGGUUAAAAGUAAGUUCAAUGAUUCCCAAGGGAUCACUUCCUUAUUUUUAAAAAUAACAUUUAAAAGCCUCUGGAGCAUUAGAAAAAGAAGUGUACAUGGGAAGCAUCCUGGUUCUGAUGUGAGGACUGAAGUGUUCACAUCUUGGCUCUGGGACCCUCCCAGCACAUGCAGCCCAUUGGUUCUGAUGUGAGGACUGAAGUGUUCACAUCUUGGCUCUGGGACCCUCCCAGCACAUGCAGCCCAUUGGUUCUGAUGUGAGGACUGAAGUGUUCACAUCUUGGCUCUGGGACCCUCCCAGCACAUGCAGCCCAUUGGUUCUGAUGUGAGGACUGAAGUGUUCACAUCUUGGCUCUGGGACCCUCCCAGCACAUGCAGCCCAUUGGUUCUGAUGUGAGGACUGAAGUGUUCACAUCUUGGCUCUGGGACCCUCCCAGCACAUGCAGCCCAGUGGUUCUGAUGUGAGGACUGAAGUGUUCACAUCUUGGCUCUGGGACCCUCCCAGCACAUGCAGCCCAGUGGUUUCUAUCCACAGCUCUUGGCAUGUAAUCCAAACAGCACAUGCCCUCCUAUGAAUGCAUCAUCCUCCCUCUUUGUCAAUAUUCUCCUCCCGGCUUAGUUUCAGGAUCCGUUCAUUUUGUGAUUUGGUAUGACCCAAAGUGUGCGUAGUCUUACUUAAUGUUACUUAAGGAAAUGGAUCCAACGUUCCCCUCCUCAACCAAAACGAAAAUUAAAAAUUGCCUCACUGUAGAGCUUGGGUUAAUCUAUUUCUAUACAAGCAAUCUGUUUUUUGGCAAAAUAUAAUUUUAAGGAUACAGUCAUCUAUGGUAUUUAUGUAUAGAGAUUUGCGAUAUUGACUAUGUAUAUGCUUAAAAUAUAAAAUAUCUGACUGAUGUUUGAACUUGUCUUUCUUUCCUGACCACCUGGCUAUCCCAUUUUAUAAGCUGGAGAGUUAACUAAUUUAGCAAAGAAGGCUAGCUUUUAUAAGAGAUCAAACAUUUCACUUUAUAAAAACACUCCCAAUGAUGGUCACUUGAUUUUUCUCAAGACCUUUAACUGUGGUGAUAAAAUAGCAGGACUUGCUUUCAAGCCUUAAUUAUGUAAAAUUCCUUUUUAAUGAAGACAUUUCUGAGUGUUUUCCUCAUGAAUCUGAACUAGUUAUAAAUUUGUUUUCCGGUCUUGAUUGGUAUUGACUAAUUCAAAUAAAGUUGGUUUAUUUUCAAAUAGUG
Messenger RNA from Capra hircus (goat), 6105 nucleotides. It is a transcript of the gene CLIC5, whose product is annotated as chloride intracellular channel 5. Bases 351 to 1109 code for a protein of 252 amino acids. The transcript is spliced from 6 exons. The record is from RefSeq and is a predicted model, not a curated record. NCBI's taxonomy places the organism in Eukaryota, Metazoa, Chordata, Mammalia, Artiodactyla, Bovidae.